GUCCGCGAGAAGACGUUCUCGUCCACGAAGCUCGUGCCGCACUCGCCCGCGAAGCUGUUCGACGUCGUCGCGGACGUGGACAAGUACGAGGAGUUCGUGCCGUUCUGCGUCGCGUCCAGGGUCUUGCGGCGCGGUCGCGGCGGCGGCGGCGGCUGGGCCGAGCUCGAGAUCGGCUUCAAGCUCUUCAACGAGCGGUACCUCAGCGUCGUGACGCUCGAGAAGGGCGCGACGCACGCGGCGGUCACCGCGGAGGCGGUCACGGACGCCCCGGACGCGAGCGGUCUGUUCGAGCGCCUGGACACGAGGUGGAGGUUCGCCCCGGGGUCGCACGACGACGAGUGCGAGGUGCGGUUCGACAUCGACUUCAGGGUGGGGUCCGUGAUACACGCGCACGCGGUCGGGUUGUUCUUCGAGGAGGUGUCUAAGAUGCAGAUCGAGGCGUUCGAAGAGCGGUGCGACGAGCUAUACGGGCGAGGG
Micromonas pusilla CCMP1545 is the source of this 477-nucleotide messenger RNA. RefSeq lists its product as uncharacterized. Gene Ontology annotation, biological process: ubiquinone biosynthetic process; cellular respiration. The record is from RefSeq and is a predicted model, not a curated record. The transcript has 2 exons. Gene Ontology annotation, molecular function: ubiquinone binding. Lineage: Eukaryota; Viridiplantae; Chlorophyta; Mamiellophyceae; Mamiellales; Mamiellaceae. The annotation marks the transcript as partial.